ACUUCCACCUAGUUUCCCGAAGCCCUUCGUUCUCCCCUCCCAUUCAUUUUUCCCGCUCCUUCCAAUUUUCCCCCAUAAUAUUCCUCAACAAUCCAAUCUCUUCCCUCUCUUUCUUUCUUUCCAUCUGCUUUCCAGAUACACACACACACCCAAUUUUGUUUUACUCACUGAGAAAGUGGAAAAUUUAGCAAUGGCCGCGACGAUUGCUGUCUCGGGAGCCACACCCGCCACUGAAACACAAAAGAAGAACAGAAUUCAGGUUUCUAAUACCAAGAAGCCCCUCUUCUUCUACGUUAAUCUUGCUAAGAGGUAUAUUCAACAGCAUAAUGAAGUUGAGCUUUCUGCCUUGGGAAUGGCAAUCACUACUGUUGUCACAAUUGCGGAGAUUCUUAAGAACAAUGGGCUGGCUACAGAAAAGAAAGUUUUGACUUCUACAGUCGGCAUGAAAGAUGAGAACAAAGGUCGUUUGGUUCAGAAAGCUAAGAUUGAGAUUGUUCUGGGGAAGUCUGAGAAGUUUGAUUCUCUGAUGACUGCGGCCACGGCAGUACCGGAGACAGUGGUGGCAGUUGCAGCAGCUGCUGAGGAAGAGAAGAAAGCAGAGGAAAGCAAGGAGGAGCAGUAGGGGGAAAGAGAGAAAGGAAUGUGAUGUUACAUUGUUGUAGUUUAAGAAUCACAUUUGCAAUAUUAUAGGAUAGGCUAUUUUCAUUUGAAAUUCCUCUACUAGUUUUUUGCCUCUUUCUGAACAGUCACAGUUAUGAAUGAGAUGUCAUGCCUGCCAUCAACCAAAAAGAACAAAAGAAAAAAAAAAAAAAAAGGAAGAAAGAAGAAGAAAGAAAACCCCUUUUUCCUCUCUGUCAACUGUGUUAAGAAGAAGCCUUUUUGUGUUGCAUCUUUUGGUACUUUCAUGUUGAUCUAUUGAAGUUGAAUCCCUUGAAAAAUGAUGGUUCUUUUGGAAUUUCUUU
Messenger RNA from Cucumis sativus (cucumber), 962 nucleotides. RefSeq lists its product as uncharacterized. Gene Ontology annotation, cellular component: nucleus. The coding region runs from base 191 to 622 and encodes 143 amino acids. Gene Ontology annotation, molecular function: RNA binding. The record is from RefSeq and is a predicted model, not a curated record. Lineage: Eukaryota; Viridiplantae; Streptophyta; Magnoliopsida; Cucurbitales; Cucurbitaceae. The transcript has 5 exons.